This is a messenger RNA of Saccharomyces mikatae IFO 1815, 834 nucleotides long. RefSeq lists its product as uncharacterized. NCBI's taxonomy places the organism in Eukaryota, Fungi, Ascomycota, Saccharomycetes, Saccharomycetales, Saccharomycetaceae. Gene Ontology annotation, cellular component: membrane. The record is from RefSeq and is a predicted model, not a curated record. The transcript has a single exon. Bases 1 to 834 code for a protein of 277 amino acids.
AUGCAUACUUCUGAAGGAAAGGAUACAUGCCAGUUGUUGGGGCCCGUGUCUCUCUUUGUUCAAACAUUGAUGGGUAUGACAGCAGUAGCUGUACUAUUGAUCAAAAGAAAUUAUGAGCAUCCAAGGAGAAAGAUGAUAGUGUGGAGUUAUGACAUCGGAAAACAGAUAAUCGGUUCCCUGGGAAUCCAUUUCUUGAAUUUAGGUAUUAGCAUACUAAAAAGAAGACAUAAGUUACUUUUUCCGUCUGCCGCCAAUGGGCAUGAUGAUGAAGAUCAAUGCGAUUGGUAUUUCCUUAAUUUACUACUAGAUACCACUGUUGGGAUUCCCAUUCUUUGGUUUUGUUUAUACGUAAUUGAGAAUGUGUUAAAGUCUUUACAUUUCCAAAAUAUUGAAAGCGGUAAUUAUUUUCCAUCGAAGGCCGUUAGGAAUAAUUCUAGAAAACCCUUGUUCUCUGCCUUCGUGAAACAACUACUUAUAUUCAUUGUCGGAUUAGGGGUGAUGAAGUUCUGCGUGUUUUUAAUACUAAAUUACCUAGAGGACUGGGCCUAUUGGUUUGCGGAUCUUAUUCUUGGCUGGUCAGACUCCUGGCCGAACCUGCAAGUUUUUCUGGUGAUGUUUAUCUUCCCGAUAUUAUUGAAUUGCUUCCAGUACUUUUGUGUCGACAACGUCAUAAAGUUGCACUCAGAAAGUCUAACGCUAACCAAUGCAGAGAAUUUUGAAACAAACACAUUCCUUAAUGACGGAAUUCCUGAUUUAUCGGAAGACUCGACAUACGCAAAUACUGAAGUGCCUAAUAAGGACAACAACAUUUCUAGCUAUGGCAGCAUAAUAUAG